UGUUCAGAACAUACUUCCUGUUCUAGCACAUUAAUUAGAAAAUGAAGAAAGUGUGCUCCAAUCUAUGUUAAGAUUGUAUAAGACUCGCCAGAAGGCCAUACAGGUGAAUAUUUAAGGACUAGUCUUCAGAGAAAAAGAGUUCUACUUGGUUUCCAAAGAUCGAUUUUGUUUGCUUGAAUAUCUGAAGAUGUCUGUUCAAAGCUCUGCUAGUACCUUGUCACUGAAAGAUAUAAUGGAAAAUGGUUUUCUGAUUAGUUCUUCUCGCUAUAGCUUCUCUUCGGGUAGCAGCUGUCUGCUGGAAAUGAACAGCAUUCCUAGAACUGAGGCAUGGAACAGUGCAAGCAACAUGCAGAAUACAUCAAAAGACAGCUCUCUGGCCUUAAAGGUAGCUGAAUCCUCCUCGAAUGGCAUGAAGAGUGACUUGCAGGCUUCAUGUGAUGGUGCAGCAUCAACUCCAGUCCAGCUGUUUGCCUUUGACCUGUCAAACCUGGGUUCUGCAAAUAGUAAGUCCAAUUCUACAACAGAUGUAUUCUCUGAAACCAAAUCUUCUACCCCAUGCAAAGAAGAUAAAGUCUCCAAACUGACUGAGAACAUGCUGCUAAAGAGUUCUGAAUUGAACGACAGUGCAACCUUCAAGAAGCCACUUCCACCACCAGUAUGGGAAAUCUCUGGAAUACAAGCUGCUAUAGACCAAACCCUUUCUCUAGAGGCAAGCAUAGAAGAACUUGGGUUUCUGGGCUCCAUGAAAACUGAUAUAGAGACAUCACAUUUUACUGUCUCACUGCCUGGUAGUGGUGUGCCAGUACAUCAAGCUUCAGCUCUUUGAGUGAAAGCUGAAUUUGAGGUAAAAUAGCAUGGAAUUCUGGCCAUGUAAUAUUUCACAAGGCAUUGUGCUAUAUAGACACAAGUCUUACACCAUCUGAUAAGAUAUUCUGUUCUCUUGUUGAAGAGAAAUGUUGGAGGCCUACGCAAGUCUUGUUAGCUAAACAGCUUUACUCCAAAGCUGAGCAAGAUUUAGCUGAAUAUUGAAUUAAAAAAAUGUUGCCAAAAUAUGAGUGCUAGCAUCAUAAUUGUUCAUGAGCUAUGAAGGACAGAAUAGGAAGUUGCAACCCAGCACUGGAUUUAUUUGUAAUUGUAGCACAGAAUAAUUUCCUGUAUGUUUCAGUGACAUGUGCCCAUUGUGCAUUUUUAUAGAAAUACAAAUAAAAUGAGUAAUUUUUGUCUUCA
Anolis carolinensis (green anole) is the source of this 1227-nucleotide messenger RNA. RefSeq lists its product as uncharacterized. The transcript is spliced from 2 exons. Bases 188 to 826 code for a protein of 212 amino acids. Lineage: Eukaryota; Metazoa; Chordata; Lepidosauria; Squamata; Anolidae. The record is from RefSeq and is a predicted model, not a curated record.